Brassicogethes aeneus is the source of this 6617-nucleotide messenger RNA. NCBI's taxonomy places the organism in Eukaryota, Metazoa, Arthropoda, Insecta, Coleoptera, Nitidulidae. The record is from the annotation of a GenBank genome assembly.
CGCCAAUUGUAUUGAAAGAGAGUCGAGCUUGGUGCAGACGUUAGACACGUUCCGACAAAACCCAGCGAAAAAUUCAGUCCGUCUCUUAAAUCGCGGUGCUCUACGUGUUUCUUGAGUUACAUCAACGUGUGUAUAUGUUUUUCCCCUUCACGCACCCCACAAGCUUGCCUGAUCACUUAAAACAGGAAAUAGUGUUCGUUGCGUAAUUUAGAAUCCCAAAUAUAUUUUUAGUUUGCGGACAAAUGUGUUAAUUUUAAAAUUUAGCCAACCAUUCACAGUUUUGAGCGAACGUGAAAAGUGGACGUUUUUAAGUAACAAAUACACACGCUUCAUGUUGUAAACAAAUAGAAAUGCAUCACUUGUAUCCAGGAAAAGGCGACCCUUUAUGUCCUUUGGGUUUCCAUCCCCAAGUCAGGUGGCCCACAAGAUGCAAAAGAUGUUUUAGAGAUUACAAGGAACAUGGUGGUAAAAAAAGGGAUGAAGAGCAUUCCUUGAAAAAAGACGACAAAACUAGUUCGACUCCAAGUUUAUCAUGGAAUACCAGUGAAAGUGAAAGGCGAAGAAACUGGGUGUCAAGCACGAACUUGACUAGUGAUAGAAACGAUUUGAACAGGAACAACAGUGGUAGUGAUGAAAGUGACUCAAGCAACCCCUCGUCGUGGACCUCCACGCCAGACCUGGCAAACCUGGAAGACGACACUCAACCAAUCACCACUUUCAGUGUGAAACUCCCAAAGCGAAAAAUAAAAAACAUAGACACCGGACAACGAACAGUUUCAGAUAGUUUUUCCUACACAAAGGACAGGUCAUUAGUUUACAACAAAAAUGACAGCUUGGCGACAAGAGCAAAGAAACUGCAGGCUUCCAAAGAACAAAACUCAAUUGAUAGGGUAAAAAGAAUUCAAAUAAAAGAAGUUAAAACUAUAUCAGAGGAACCUACUAAUCACGAUGUACAAUUUCUAAUUCAAGUAAAAAGAAAACCAAAAGUUCAAGAACAACAGGAUGAAGAAAAUGACGAUAACGUUUCAAUGGCCGGCACAGAAACAACGGACACAACUCUGGUGGACGCGCAAGAUUGCGAGCUGCGAGAGCAAUUCGAAAGCCUUAAGAAAGAGCUAGAAGCGACCAAAACGAAAUGCGAAAGGAUGGAGCGCGACAAAAGUGACUUUUUGCUUAGAAGACUGGCAGCAAUGGAGACCACAACAUCGAAAACCACAGCUACUGAAGUAUUAAAGCUGCAACAAAAGUGCAACGAAAUGCAGCAGCAGCUCGAGGAUUUUAAGGACGAGAAGAAGAGUUUGUCGCUGAAAGUGAAGGAGUUGGAGGAAGAUUUGGAGUUAAGGCCGACGGCGCAGCAAGCUCAAAAAACCGCGGAUGAGUUGCGGUCGAAACUAAUAGCGGCGGAAACUCUAUGCGAGGAAUUAAUGGACGAAAAUGAGGACAUGAAGAAGGAAAUGAGGGAUAUGGAGGAUCAAAUGGAGGAGAUGCAGGACAAUUUUAGAGAAGACCAAGAUGAUAGGUACUCGUCGUUGAAAAAAGUAUUGGAUCAAACCACGAAAAAUUGUCGAAUAUUAUCGUUUAAACUACAGAAGGCAGAACGGAAAGCAAAUCAGUUAGAAACAGAAAAAACCGAAAUGGAAUCAAAACUAAAAGAAGUUUCAGGGGGGUCGAACACGUUAACGCAUCUGGACAAAAUUAAAAGCCUGGAACAAGAAUUGAAAUCGUCAAACGAUGCUUCUUUAAGACUGCAAAAGGAGUUGGAGGAAGCAAAUAGGAGGAUCGAAGAAAACAAAUCGCCGAGCAACAAAAAAAAAGCACCGCUACUAGGGAACAUUGGCAAAGUUCCAUCUGGUGAUGGGAAAGUAUCCAGAGAAUCUCUUACAAGGGGAGACUCUCAAGACGAUAGAACCCAACUACAAAGAGACUUACACGACUCAUUGGAAAGAGAGGCUGACCUAAGAGAGCAACUCAAGUUUGCCGAAGAAGAGAUAACUAGGUUAGCAAAACGAAGACAUGGAAUAAUGAGAACACCAAUAUGCAACACUUCAACCCAAACAUUGCUAUUAGAUACUCCUAUAGUUAAUAAAUCAGUUCAAACUAAUAUUAAUAUAACGUCAGAAAUAUCUACCCAAACUUCUGUAGAAUCAGUAGAAUCUCCAAACGAUUUAUUCCCAGUAUCGAGAAAUACCUUCAUUACAGCUUUACAAGACAGAGAUUUACUUAUGACAAAAAUUUAUCAGCCCGCAAGAGUUUUCUCGCCAAUGGCAACAAUCCUAUGCGCAAUGGGUCGAAAAUUGAGCCCAUCGAAUCAAAGGCUUACGCCGGAACCGAAGGAAAAAAGCGAAGACGACGAUGAUCCCUCGGAAGUAAAACUACAAUUGGAGUUGAGCGAGCACGAGGCCAGUCUUCUAAGAAAAAAAGUCGAAGAGUUGGAAGCUGAUAAUCAUAGGCUAAAAGCCAAAGCCAAGGAUGCUAGCACGAAGCCUAGCGUAAGAAGAUCAAAGGUUUUGGAAGAUGAAACAAACGAUCUUCGAACCAAAUUGACCGAAAAAGAGAGAGAUUGUGAAAGACUUCAAGCCGAAUUAAAUUUGAAUCAAAAACGUUCCAAAGGCAUGGUGAAGAGCAAAUCGUUGGAUAUGGACCAACAAACGUUAGACCUAAAACGGCAGUUGGCCGUUAUAGACCAAGAAGCAUCGGUUUUGCGUAACAAAGUUCAAACUUUAGAAUCAGAAAAUGAAAAAAUAAUUGCAGAAAAUAAACGGCUGAGUUUGUUACGCGGUGCUAAAUCAUUGAAAAAUGACAAAAACAUUGAUAAAUACAUCGAUCAAAUAGCCAAGCUAGAAUUAGAAUUAAGUGAUGCCCAAGAAAAGAUUAAGUCUUUAGAAUCUUCGUCAAAUAUUCCAAACAAAUUAGAAGUUAAUAGUGCGCAGAUAAGGAAGUUUACGUCUAGAAAACCGAAAAGAAUAUCAACGUUAACUUCAAGGGAUCAACUGAAAACAAUGGUUUCCGAUUUAGAAAACGAGAUUGGCGAAAUGUUGGUUGUACUUAAAAUGAGCGAAUCUAAGAAAAAAGAGGACGACGGUGGCAAUAACAUCAACAAACUCGAAUUCGAAAAAGCCAAAAAGGAAUUGGACGAAAUCCGCAAAAAAUAUGAAAACGUACAAAAAGAAUUGACCGAAGAAAAAACCAAAGUUGCUAGUGAAAAUAAGAAAUCUGCAGAUUUUAGUAAAACUUUAACAAAAACCAAGGAAAAUCUCGAAAAAUCUAUCGAAGAAAAAAAUACUCUAAAGGAGCAAGUUGAAAAGGCAUCCAAAGAGCAACUUAAACUUCUAGAUGAAAAGAAAUUAUUGGAUGGGGAAAUAACAAAAUUAAAAACAAACCUCAGAAAUGCAACCUAUAAGCAGGACGAAAUGACUUUACUUCUGCAAAAGUCUGAAAGUUUAAAGCUAGAACUUGAAAGCAAAGAUAAGGAAUUAGAAAAGCUUAAAAAAGAUUUGGAAGACAAAACUAAGUUAACAAAAGAGCUAACAACUAAGAAUAAAAAAAUUAAAGAGCUCGAAGAGAAACUAAAUGAGUACGAAGAUAAAUGUAAAACUACUGAUAAAAAAUUUAAAGAUCAAGUCAAAGACUUCGAUAAUAAAAUCGAAAAAAGCAAAGAAAAAAUCAAAACAUUGGAAAGUGAACAGCUGAAAUGGGAAGAGGAUAAAAAAAAGCUUAGUUAUCAAAUCGAUGACUUAAAUACAAAAAUAAAAGGACUUGAGAAUUCCAUUGAUACGAAAAAUAAACACGUAAAGCAAUUGGAGGAAAGUUUGAGUAAAGAAAGGGAAAUUGUUUCCAAAACAAGUUUGAAGGUGGGAGAAUUGGAAAAUAGGGAAAUAAACAAAUUGAAAGAUGAAUUAAGCAAGAAAAAAGUCCAAUUAUCUGAGUUGGAGUCUAAAUUGGAAAUGUCAACGAAAAAUCACAAAAACCUUGAGGACAAGCUAAAGAAAACUGAAACCGAGAAUAAAAACAACAAGUUGGAGAUUGAAAAGAAGAACAAGGAGUUGGAAAUCGAUUUACAAAAUGAAAGGAAGAAAUUAGAAGUCAUAAAAGGUAAUCAUGAAAAAGAGAAUAGAAAUAGAGAAUUGGAAUUAUCCACUUUAAAAAGUAAAAUUAAAAAACUGGAAUUAAAUUCUGGAGGAAGUAAGGAUGAAAUAAAACAUUUCCAAGAGAAUAUUGAUAAAUUAGAUGCCACCAUUAUGAAAGAACGUCAAAAAUAUGACGAUCUAACUGUCAAAUACGAAAUGUUAGAGGAAGAACAUGUAGUGACAAAAGCAAAACUAGUAAUGGAAAAAGAAACGGUUGAAAGUCAACUAGCAAACGUCAAAAGGGAUCUUAACCAACUGGAAAUUGAACUUAAAACAUUACGUGACACCUACAACACCAAACAAGAUACUUGGAUUAAGGAAAAACUGGAAAUGCAAGAAAAAAUUAAAGACAGUAAAAAAGGCAAUGGCAAUGAUUACGAAAAAGCCAGACUAAAAGCCUCAUUAGAAGAAAUUCAGUCGGAAUUGGAUCAAUUAAAGAAAGAAUAUAAUGGUGUUAACGACCACAUGGAGUUUAUGCGCAGAGAAAAUGACGAGCUAAAGAAAAAACUCGAUGAUUACGAAAGAGUCAAUAAAGUUCAAAGAAACAUGACUGCCGAUAGCACUGCAAUGGAAAAAGAAAUCCGCCAGCUAAAAAUAAAACUAAGUAAUGCCGAAAAAAAUAAGAAAUCUGACAUUGCAGAGUGCAAAAUUCGAUAUGAAAGUCAGCAAGCAAUGGUCAAUGCUGAGUUGCAAUCACUCCAAAAUCAAGUUCUGAGAUUUAAAAGAGAAAAAGAUAACUACAAGCACAUGUUAGAAGCUGCACAAAAAACCAUAGGAGACUUAAAACAAUCGCCAAGAUCCGCCAAAGACGGGACCAAAACGAUGCAUUACGACGAACUUGAGGAGACCAAAUCAAAAGUUCAGAAUUUGGAACAGCAAAUCAGUUGCAUGGAAGACGAACUAUCCGAGGCAAGACUGGAAUCUUCGAGAUUGAAAACAGAAUUAGUGUCAGAAAGAUCCUCCUGGGAAGUCAAACUUUCCGAAUUCCAAUCAAGGAUAAACGAACUAGAGGAAGAGAAGAUACUGAAUAGCGGUAGAACGAAGAUAGUAGGUUUAAGAACGAGAAUGGAGUUAGCAUGGCAGAAAGAAAGAGAAGAUCAACAAAGACUUCUUCAGGAAACUGCUACAUUGGCGAGGGACUUAAGACAAACCCUGUUCGAGGUUGAACGAGAGAGGGACAAAGAACGCUUGGAGUCUAAAAGAAAGACGGAUCAAUUCAAAAAAUCUUCGGAGGAAGAACAAGAUGAAAACAAGAAGAAAAUAACGGAGCUGCAAUGCGAUUUGCUCGAACUUAGAGAUGCCCACGCGAAAUUACGAACAACAAAUGAGAAAUUAAGGCGGGAGAAGGAGAAAUAUGAAAAGGAACGUGAAGAAUUUAAAACUUUGAUUAAUGGUAAAAAGAGGGCUGACCAAGAGGACGACAAAAAAAUAGGCGCGAUAAUCGAGCAUGUAGACACGUUGAAACAAUUCGCUCCUGAAUUGUUCUUCUCCAAUGAAAGAGAGGCCACAUACACACCAACACCUCCGAGGAGAACCAAGUCAAAAUCGAGAGAAUCUUCGCCGGCCAAUGAUGGAAGACGCGAAUCCUCGAUGUCUCCUGGAGAGAAGCAGCAACAAAUUUACUAUAUAAUGCAGCGUAUAGUUAAUACCACCGAAGAUUUAAGGAGGAUUCAAAAAAUGUCGGAGGACGAAUACGAACGUGAGCGUAUUAAACGGGCCAUGGGCAUGAGACGAGCUACGUCAACAGAACACGAUAAUUCUAACUCUAGGUACAGCAAACCCUACUCCAGAUCGAGCACUGUGAGCGUUACGAAUCAAUUGAGGAGAAAGAGUUUAUCUUUGGAGCACACAAUGCAGAAUGAACAAAAAAUAUGGAAAAAUGAUAAUGAUAGCAUGUCGAGUCUGCAAUCACUAGAGUUUAAUUCUGAUAUUGAAGUGAUGAGAAGCCGGAGGGACGCCAGUUUGGAUAGCAGGUUAUCCGGAGGUUCCACGCAAAGCGAUUUUGGAGAGAAGAAGAAAAAGAAAUCGUUAAUUGGUAAAAUUAAAAAGUUAACCAAAAGCAGGAGCAUUGAUGAUCAGGAUCCCGGCACAUUCUCACCUUCUAGGUCACUGUCAUCUAAGCCAAAUUCCAAUAGCGAUGUGAACGAAGAGAAAGGUAGCAAAAGGGACUUGAAGGAUAGAAUUACCGGUAUAUUUAAAAAGAGCGGUUCAUCAUCCAGAAGUAAUAGCAUGGAAAGACAACGCCACGAUACAAGCUCCACCCAAAGACCUUUAAUGAGAAAUGGCAGCAAUGGAAAUGUCCAAUCAUCUUCAUCAUCUGACAUAGAAAAAACUCAUAAAGGCAAAUCAACACGAAGUUGACUUAUACCAUAAUUUCCAUUUUUUACCCCUAUUUUUUCCUUGUAGAACUUUAUUUGUGUAAAAUUUUUGUCUUAUUUAUUUUCAUUAUCCAAUUAAUAUACAUAUGUAUAAAUAAAUAUGUAAAUAUCA